AGGCGGGUUUUUCCUGUUUGAAGGGAUACGUGUGUUGCUAUGGUUGAAAAUGUCUCCUUAACAACCGGACUAAAAGUGGAGUAAACUUCGGUUGUAUUACCAAACGCUGUGGGGUGGAAUGGCAGAGACUGCAGAGAGCAAGAAAGAAGAGGCAGACUACAAAAGACUGCACAGCUUUCCUCUUAUCAGGCACACAGACAUGCCAGAGGAGAUGAGAGUGGAGACAAUGGAGCUCUGUGUCACAGCCUGCGAGAAGUUCGCCACCAACAAUGAGAGUGCAGCGAAGAUGAUCAAGGAGUCGAUGGAUAAGAAGUUUGGCAGCUCGUGGCACGUGGUGAUCGGCGAGGGCUUUGGCUUCGAGGUGACACACGAGGUGAAGAACCUGCUCUACAUGUUCUUUGGAGGAAGCCUGGCCGUGUGUGUCUGGAAGUGUUCCUAGCAUCAACAACCACACUCUAUCUAUCCAUCUAAUCAUCUCUCUCUCUCUAUUGGUUAGCUUUUUCUGUCUUAUUCUCUCCCCGUCUGAAUUGAUUUGCCAUAUUCUGUCCAAUAUUACUUCUUCUUAAAUUGCUUUGUGUGUAUGUGUGUAUGUGUGUGUGAAUUCACUUUGACACAAAUGAAAUGCAGCCAGGGUCUCCAAUACCCUUAUCCCUACAUGUUGCUCAAGAACUGUAAAUGGGUGCUGUGUGUGUGUGUGUGUGUGUGUGUGUGUGUGUGUGUGUGUGUGUGUGUGUGUGUGUGUGUGUGUGUGUGUGUGUGUGUGUCUGUGUCUGUGUCUGUGUCUGUGUGCUGGACACACAUUUUUGUAAAAGCAUUUCUCAACGACCUCCUUAGUUUAAGCAGAUUUUGUGUCACAGUGAAUUUCCGGACCAUCUGCAGUCAACACGGCACACUCUCUCUCUCUUUUUCUCUCCCUCUUUCUUCUCAUUCACUCCAUCCAAUAUCUUUUAGUAUUUUAUAAUUGUAAGUAUGUGUAAAUACUUUAAUGCCGAUUAGAUUUUUAAAAUGUUUUAGUUUUUUUAAUGCAAUGUCUGAUUGUUAGGUGGACAGAAACAAUGGAACAUUCCAGUACAGAUACAGUACAUACAACUUUUGUUGAAACAAUUUGUUAGUAUUUGUAGCUGACAGAUUGAUAUUGGCAAUGUGAUUGAUCUGAAGUUGGUCUCAGCCUCUGUUUGAAAUGAACUGAUUGUGUAAUAAAACCUGAAUUGUACUGAGAAACAUA
Molecule: messenger RNA, 1225 nt
Organism: Coregonus clupeaformis (lake whitefish)
Lineage: Eukaryota; Metazoa; Chordata; Actinopteri; Salmoniformes; Salmonidae
Product: dynein axonemal light chain 4
Exons: 4
Coding region: 119-439 (106 amino acids)
Biological process (GO): microtubule-based process
Cellular component (GO): dynein complex
Molecular function (GO): dynein light intermediate chain binding; dynein intermediate chain binding
Source: RefSeq, a predicted model, not a curated record